AUGUCUUCUACUCCCGGUCUUAAGCGCAAGUUUGCAGAAUCCCAGGAGCCUACGCUCAAGCGCCACCAUCUUCAUGGAUACGAUCCGCACUCCCCAUGGUUGCACGAGUCAGCACCCGCCGGGAUAGGACGGACACGUGGAAAUUCCGGUGUACAGUACUCGAUGCCCCUAUCAAAUAUGGUGUCUGCCGUUCAAGACUUGAUUGACCCGUACUUUGAUCCACUGACGGCGAUGCUGGGCGAUGAGCCCCGAUUUCUAAAACCCUUACCAGCUCGCAUCGCCCCAGAGGACUUGGAGUUCUUGAGAUUCCGUGGUGCACUCUCAAUUCCAGAGAGCGGGUUGCGGGAUGAGCUUCUUCGCUGCUACAUAAAAUGGGUGCACAGUUUUAUGCCUGUUCUGAACUUGCAAGAGUUCUUACGCUGUGUCGCUGAAAAUGACCCAGAGGGAAAUGUUAGCAUCUUACUCUUUCAGGCAGUCAUGUUUGUUGGUACAGCCUUUGUCGACCUCAAGCAUCUGCAGGAUGCCGGGUAUUCGACGCGGAAAAGUGCGCGUAAUGCGUUCUUUACGCGAUUAAGGUUACUCUAUUUCCUCGACUGCGAAGAGGAUCGCAUCGAGAUUCUCCAAGCAUUGCUAUUGAUGACCUACUGGGCUGAUUCGGAGAACAGUCCUCAGCGAGAUAUUUGGGAUUGGAUUGGAGUCUGUAACACGCAAGCACAUUCGAUCGGUUUAAACAAAGACCCUUCAUCGGGUGAAAUUAAUAUACGGAGCCGAAGGCUCCGUUCUCGACUCUGGUGGUGUCUGUACUCUAGGGAUCGCCUGAUCGCCAUGGGCAUGCGGCGUCCGCUUCAGGUAAACGAUGGAACAAGCAAUGUCCCGAUGCUCAAACUGGAUGAUUUUGAUUUUGAACCUUUCUCUCCUCAUGUGGUAUCAAAGUUCUAUUGCCGCCAACUCCAAGAUGUCUCUCAUCAGAAACGCCUUGCUACCAUGUUUAUUGAGAAGGUGAAGCUCUGUCAAUGUAUUGGAAGGGUUAUAUUCGCGCAAUAUACACCAUCUCAGCGCCAAUUUGGAGCUACGGACCGGACUACAGUCACACUUGUCCCUCGACAGGCUUCCGAGUCUGAGUUUGCGCGAUGCGGCCAGAAACUUGACUUGUGGCUUAGCGCGCUUCCUAAAGAUGCACAAUUCAUCCCGAAGUCUGGGAAGAAUUUCCAUGAUGGCGAGGAUGUGCUACUACUUCAUGGUGCGAUGCUACGUAUGCUCUACCAUGCUACUAGUAGCGCCCUUCACCGGCCUUGGGCGAGUACCUCAAAAGGGACGGGCUGGCGCAAUGCUGCCCGUAUUAAAAUGAACGAUGCUGCUGCGGGUAUCACACAUAUUAUUAAAGGCUUAAACCACCUUAACCUCACAAGGUUCCUACCACAGUCUGGGGUGACUGUCAUUCUACCUGCCGCGGUGGCGCAUUUAACCAACACCAUGUCUGACGACCCCGCUGUCCGCGAAAGCAGUGUCGACAAUUUCCAUCGUUGUAUCCAAGUCCUCCACUGUCUUAAGGACAUCUAUCCAGCCGCCGGGCAAGAAUUUGCCAACAUUGAGGCCGCCAUUAAAAUGCAGGCAGGUGCCUCCAGUACAUUUUUCCAAGUCAUGGAAUACAACCUCGACGCUCCUGCCACAUCUUUGGCGACUAGGAAAUUGAGCAAUGCCAACUCUAUAUCGCACACCCAACCACAUUCACUUGUCAGUGUAACUGAGGCUCCCAAGCGGUCAACACGGACUACGUCUACGCAAGAUCAUAUAAUGCAUCAAACAAAUUUCAGCAUGGGAACCACAUUUGAACCUGCGCAACCUACAUUGCCCAUUGAUUUCGACCAUUAUUCCGACCUCAGCAUUAUAGACAACAACUUUUUCAAUUAUCUCUCCAUCGACAUCGACUCCUUUUCAGACAUCCAAACUCCCAAUCCAAUGAAGUCCCACAACCCAGAUAAACCUUAUUUAUCACCACCACCCCAAGACCAAGACACCAUUGACUGGGCACAAGAGCUAUUCCAAGAAACCGAUUUGAACCAGUAUAGCAACACAGAAGCCUUUCGCAACCCCGAAAAGACAACUCCUCCACUAGAUCGGGAUCCAAACUAUGACCCUUCAUUCUAUUUUACUUUGAGGGACACAGAUAACUUUGGCUCCGUUCAUUCCCGUCAUCAGUCAAUGAACGACGCAAGGUCCGAAAUAACUGGCGAUCUGGAUCGAGACUUGGGGUUCCAGUCUGAUGAUGACAUGUUCUAG
Molecule: messenger RNA, 2280 nt
Organism: Penicillium digitatum Pd1
Lineage: Eukaryota; Fungi; Ascomycota; Eurotiomycetes; Eurotiales; Aspergillaceae
Product: transcription factor domain-containing protein
Biological process (GO): DNA-templated transcription
Molecular function (GO): zinc ion binding; DNA binding
Source: RefSeq, a predicted model, not a curated record